Molecule: messenger RNA, 967 nt
Organism: Thlaspi arvense
Lineage: Eukaryota; Viridiplantae; Streptophyta; Magnoliopsida; Brassicales; Brassicaceae
Source: the annotation of a GenBank genome assembly
CAACCAAUCCCUUAUACUGAGAUUCAGACCAAAUCCCAGAGCAUAAAAUCAGACAAGAUCAGAUCCUGCUGUCUCAUCCUCAUCGUCAUCAUCAUUACAAGAAGAAUCUUUGUAAAAAAUACACUUAAAAAGACAACUAAAGGUUUUUAGAUGAAUAAUUUUCAGGAGAAGAGAAGAAGGUGUAGUACAAAGCUGAGAGUUAGUAGUGAAGAAAACAUGGAGAAGACAGUGCACAGAGAAGUUGAGAAACAAAGGAGACAAGAAAUGGCUUCUCUUUACGCAUCUCUUCGCUCUCUUAUCCCUCUCGAGUUUAUCAAGGGAAAGCGUUCGACGUCAGAUCAGUUAAACGAAGCGGUAAACUACAUAAACUAUUUGCAGAGGAACAUCAAGAACAUGAGUUCCAAGAGAGAUGAUCUCAUGUUAUUGUCUGGACGAAGCUUUGGAAGUAGUAAUGGAGGGGGUAGGAACGAGAUUUCGAAUCAUGUCGUGAUUCAUCCGUGUUUGGUCGGCGUAGAAAUCAUCUUUACCGUUCUACAAACUCCGUUGUCAAACGUUCUGCAAGUGCUAGGUGAACAUGGUCUCUGUGUUCUUAGCUGCAUCUCCUCCAUUGUGAAUGACAGGCUCAUUCACACUGUACAGGCUGAGGUCAACGAUCUCGCUUUUAUUGACUUUGCAGACCUCAAGGAUACACUUACUGCACUUACCCUGAUGAAGCAAACGUUUUCUUAGUAGAUUUAUCUUUAACUUCUCAAACCAAAAACUAUGUAUAUAUUAUAUAUAGAUAGUUUAAUUUCGUGCACUUGUGCCGUGUAUUUGUAUAUAUCUGUGUUUUUCAGAUUUUGAAGAUAUUUAUAUAGAAUCAUGACUCGUUUUUUUCGAGGCGUUUCCGUUAUUUUGUGUAGGUACGUAAUACAAAUUUUUUUACUAUUGAUUAUUUAUAAAUAAAUGAUGAGAACAAAGAUUUGAA